AUGCGUAGAUUGUUGCUGCUUCUGGCGCCCCUUGUGGGUGCUGCACUGAUCGACACCCGCUCCAGUCAUCUCGAAAAUUGUUCUGGUUACAAAGCAAUGAAUAUCCGUGAGCAGGGUCAGUCUUUGACGGCUGAUCUUGUCCUUGCGGGAGACCACUGUGAUGUUUAUGGCACGGAUUUGGAGAACCUGAAGCUUCUCGUGGAAUAUCAGACCGACGAUCGUCUGCACGUUCUCAUCUCAGACCGAGACGAGGAAGUCUACCAGGUGCCCACCUCGGUGGUGCCUCGCCCUGACGCCACCAGCCACCAUGGCAGCAACCCCAACAUCCGUUUCGAUUUCGAGGCUGAGCCUUUCUCCUUCCGUGUCCUUCGUGGAGAUGAAGUGCUCUUCGACACCUCGGAGACUAGCUUGGUCUUUGAAACCCAGUACCUGAGACUGCGCACAUGGCUACCAAAGAACCCGUACUUAUAUGGGUUAGGUGAGCACAGCGAUCCCUUGCGUCUCCCAAUCAAAAACUACACCCGCACUCUCUGGAGCCGUGACGCGUACGGAAUCCCCGAGAAUACCAAUUUGUACGGCAAUCACCCAAUUUAUGUGGACCACCGUGGUGCUGAAGGCACCCACGGUGUGUUCUUCCUCAACUCCAAUGGUAUGGACAUCAAGGUUGAUCAAACCGAUGAUGGACGUCAAUUCUUAGAGUACAACACUAUCGGUGGUGUCGUUGAUCUCUACUUCCUCGCUGGUCCCUCUCCCAAGGAGGUGGCCAAACAGUACUCGGAGAUUGUUGGACUCCCUGCUAUGCAGGCCUACUGGACUUUUGGUUUCCACAAUUGCCGUUAUGGACAUCGUGAUGUGUACGAUGUCGCCGAGGCCGUCUCCAACUACAGUCAUGCGCACAUUCCCCUGGAGACUAUGUGGACCGACAUUGACUACAUGGAUCGACGCCGGGUCUUCACCCUUGACCCUGAGCGCUUCCCUCUCGAGAAGAUGCGCGAGCUCGUUGACUACCUGCACAAGCAUGAUCAGCAUUACAUUGUAAUGGUUGAUCCUGCCGUUAGCGACAACAAUGGCGCAGCGAACCGAGGCAAGGGGCAGAACGUCUUCCUGAAACGCGGAGGAGAAUGGUAUCAAGGCGCUGUCUGGCCCGGAGUCACGGUCUUCCCUGACUGGUUUGCACCCACUACUCAAGACUGGUGGGAUGGCGAGUUUGCUCGAUUUUUCAACCCCGAUACCGGCGUCGAUAUCGAUGGCCUGUGGAUUGAUAUGAACGAAGCUUCCAACUUCUGUCCAUGGCCCUGUCAGGACCCGGCCGCCUACUCUGUGGAAAACGAUCUGCCUCCUGCCGCUCCUGAUGUUCGCCCGUCUUCGCCUCGUCCUUUGCCCGGCUUCCCUGCCGAUUUCCAGCCUGGAAAAUCGUCGGGCAAGGUACGUCGUACCGCGGGCAACAAGGCGGGCUUGCCCAAUCGAGAGCUGGUUUCUCCACCAUACCAGAUUGCAAAUGCGGCUGGGUCUCUGAGCAACAAGACUAUCGACACCGACCUCAUUCACCAAGGCGAGGAUGCAUACGCAGAGUAUGAUACUCACAACCUCUAUGGCACCAUGAUGAGCUCUGCCUCUCGUCAUGCUAUGAGCGAGCGUCGACCUUCUGUUCGACCUCUGAUCAUCACUCGAAGCACUUUUGCAGGUGCCGGAGCUCAUGUCGGUCACUGGCUGGGAGAUAAUCUGAGCGAGUGGGGCAAGUAUCGCACGUCAAUCAGACAGAUGCUGGCAUUUGCCGCCAUCUUCCAAAUCCCCAUGGUAGGAUCUGAUAUCUGUGGUUUCGGCGGCAACACGACCGAGGAGCUUUGCGCUCGCUGGGCCACACUGGGUGCUUUCAACCCAUUCUACCGUAAUCACAACAGUAUCGACUCGAUUCCCCAAGAAUUCUAUCGCUGGCCCACUGUUGCGGAUGCUGCUCGCAGGGCCAUCGCCAUCCGUUACCGUCUUCUCGACUACCUGUACACGGCGUUCCACCGCCAGACGCAGACCGGCGAGCCCUUCCUGCAGCCCAUGUUCUACGUCUACCCGGACGACAGCAAGUCUUUUGCUAACGAGGCGCAAUUCUUCUACGGUGAUUCCCUGCUCGUCUCUCCCGUCCAGGAUGUCGGAGAGACCUCUGUCGACGCGUACCUACCCAAGGAUCUCUUCUACGACUGGUACACCGGCGCAAAGGUCCAAGGUAAGGGUGCUAACAAGACGCUCACGAAUGUCGGCGUCACCGAAAUUCCCAUCCACAUCCGCGGUGGCAGCAUUAUCCCUCUGCGCGCCGAGAGCGCCAUGACCACCAAGGAGCUACGUCGUCGAGGCUUCGAGAUCCUGGUCGCCCCCAACAAGAAGGGUUAUGCUUCGGGCUCACUGUACCUCGAUGAUGGCGAGUCCCUGGAAGUCGAGAACAGCAGCGAGAUUCAAUUUGAAUACAACAAGGGUCGCCUUUCUAUCCGUGGUCUCUUUGGCUACCACCCCAAUGUGGCUAUCGAAGCGAUCACGAUCUUGGGACAGGAUCGUCCUCGGAAGCAGGCACGCGGAGUGGAUUAUGAUGCGGCUCGACAGAGCGUCACCAAGAAAGUGAAUGUGAGUCUGAGCGGACCUGCGGAGAUCGAUGUCUAA
Penicillium diatomitis is the source of this 2646-nucleotide messenger RNA. It is a transcript of the gene agdC, whose product is annotated as putative alpha-glucosidase. The record is from RefSeq and is a predicted model, not a curated record. The coding region runs from base 1 to 2646 and encodes 881 amino acids. Gene Ontology annotation, molecular function: carbohydrate binding; hydrolase activity, hydrolyzing O-glycosyl compounds. Gene Ontology annotation, biological process: carbohydrate metabolic process. Lineage: Eukaryota; Fungi; Ascomycota; Eurotiomycetes; Eurotiales; Aspergillaceae. The transcript is spliced from 7 exons.